AUGUAUAAACAAAUAUUAAUUUUAUUAAUAAUUACUGUGUCAUUUAUCAAUGCACGUCCUUGCUGUUUACCAUCAUGUGAUCCUUGUUCAAGGGUAAAUUCUUGUUGUCCUAAUCGAGGAAAUAAUCCUUGUACCCAGAAUAAUAGUGGUACUGGAGGUACAAUUGAUAUUCAGGAUCCUUGUGAGGAUACAAAUUGUCCUGAUGGAUACAAAUGUGAAGAUGGAAGUUGCCUAAUUUGUGGACCUGAUGAAGAAUGCAAAUCCUGCGAAAAAGUUUAUUGUCCUUUAUAUUUUAAGUGUCGGAGUGGUGUGUGCGUUCCUGACGAAUCUUGCAAGGAUGUUCUAUGUCCUAAUAAUUCGUAUUGUAAAGAUGGAAAAUGUAUUAGAGUUAAAUGA
Ctenocephalides felis (cat flea) is the source of this 396-nucleotide messenger RNA. Its product is annotated as spore coat protein SP87-like. Bases 1 to 396 code for a protein of 131 amino acids. NCBI's taxonomy places the organism in Eukaryota, Metazoa, Arthropoda, Insecta, Siphonaptera, Pulicidae. The record is from RefSeq and is a predicted model, not a curated record. The transcript has a single exon.